UCAGGGUGGAUGGGAGGGAUGUUGCAGCCGAGGCUCCAGUGCCUCUGCUGUCGUGCCGAGUGUUUGUUUGAGGACGUUUGGCUGCUGCUGCUCACAGGGAACCAGACACCAGCUCCCCUCCACAUCCUGAUCGCUUUGCUCUCCUUUGAUCCGGCAAACAGGGAUGUUACAUGGACUACAGCGGCAGCAGGAAUAGCCAGAGGUCAGAGGCGGUGUUUUUUGUUGCAGACCUGCUGAAAAACCCUCGUGCCAUCUCCAAAUCAUGAGGAAUAUUCAUUUUGUGUGACAGACAAUCGCCAAACAUCCUUAUUCUUUUUCUAAAUCCAACUCAAUAUUUGGAGUUCCUCAGCAAUAAUCAGGACAACUUCUGGCUGCAGAUAAACACUUGAAAAACCCUGUUUGAUUGAACAUUUUCAUCAUUUCCCGCCUCCUCCACUGCUCAUAUUGCCUGGGGUAAUUUGAGCUCUCCAACUGUGGGCUUGCAAGGUGAUUCUUUUUUUAAAAGGCGGAGAUGACAUCCCAAAAUCUUUUCGUCUCAGCCUCGAUACACAACUUGACCGAAGGAUAACCAUCAGUCCUCUGAGGGACACUUUUGGACCGACACACUUUCAGACACAGAGCCUCAGAGGCAGGCAGGAUGGGGGACAGCUGGGUGUGUCUGAGCCCGGCCGAGUUCACCCAGCUGCAGAAAUACAGCGAGUACUCCACUAAGAAGCUGAAGGAUAUGCUGGAAGAGUUUCACGGGGAAGGAGUUCUGUCCAAAUACAAUCCAGAGCAGCCCAUUGAUUAUGAGGGUUUCCAGCUCUUCAUGGCCACAUACCUGGAGAACGACAUCCCAGAGGAGCUGUGUCAGCACCUCUUCACCUCCUUCAAGAGCAAGACCGGAGGAGGCUCCCCCGAUCACUCCCGAGCAGGAACCAGUUUACUGGACGCCCGCUCCAUUGACGCAGGCAUCUCCAUUCAGACUGAAGUGGCCUGUGCCCCCAUCACAGGGAUGAAUGGUAAGAGCAUCCUGUCAGCGAUGGGUCGUCACACCCCCGAUCACUCUGCAGUGAUGACCACAGCGAGCUCCACCUCCCCCUGUUCCUCUCGCUCCUCCUCUCAGCGCUCAGGGAAGGGGGCCCAAACACCGGGGGGGCCCCAUCGGUCCCCCUGCUCCCAGGUCAGAUCCUCAGAGGCCGGCUGCAACGCCCUGACCCCCAACUCUGGUCCUGCCCGGGCCCCUGCCUCCCCCAAACUCUCCCCAGAGAGGAGUCGCUCUGAGAAGCAUCUGUCGCUGCGGAGGAGCCCAUCGCCCCAGAAGGGAACCCCCCUGCCGGCGCCCCAGGUGGUUUUCCUGAAGGACAUUGUCUGCUACCUGUCGCUGCUGGAGAGGGGGACGCCGGAGGACAAGCUGGAGUUCAUGUUCAGGCUGUACGACACAGACGGCAACGGGGUGCUGGACAGCUCGGAGCUGGACCGCAUCAUAAAUCAGAUGGUGCACGUGGCAGAGUAUCUGGAGUGGGAUUCAACUGAGCUGCGACCGAUACUGAAGGAGAUGAUGGAGGAGAUUGACUACGACGGAGAUGGGACGGUGACUCUGGAGGAGUGGAUCAGAGGAGGCCUCACCACCAUCCCUCUGCUGGUGCUGCUGGGCAUGGAGACGAACGUACAGGAAGACGGCCAGCAUGUUUGGCGUCUGAAGCACUUCAACAAACCGGCGUACUGUAACUACUGCCACACCAUGCUGCUGGGGGUCCGCAAACAGGGCCUCUGCUGCUCCUUAUGCAAGUACACGGUGCACGAGCGCUGUGUGUCCAAAGACAUCGCCGCCUGCAUCAGCACCUACGCCAAGUCCCGCAGACACACCAACGCGAUGCAGCACGUGUGGAUGGAGGGGAACUCUCCCACUAAGUGUGACCGCUGUCACCGCAGCAUCAAGUGUUACCAGGGCCUGACCGGGCUGCACUGUGUGUGGUGUCAGAUCACUCUCCAUAAUAAAUGUGCAUCUAACGUGAAGCCGGAGUGUGAUGGCGGCUCUCUGAGGGACCACACACUGCUGCCCUCCUACAUCUGCCCUGUGGUGCUGGACCGUCAUUCUGUGGUGAAGCGUGGGGAGGGGGACUCGCCCCCCAGCACCAGCCCCGACGACAUCAACCAGACGUUUAAAUUCUCCCCCGGAGACGGACAGGCUCUGCAGAUCACUCCUCUCCCAGGGACUCACCCCCUCCUCGUCCUCGUCAACCCCAAGAGUGGAGGCAGGCAGGGCGAGCGAGUACUGAGGAAGUUCAGGUACCUUCUAAACCCCCGGCAGGUGUACAGUUUGGAGCAAGGGGGACCAAUGGUAGGGCUCAACUUCUUCCACGAUGUCCCUGAUUUCCGGGUGCUUGCUUGUGGAGGAGACGGCACUGUGGGCUGGAUCCUGGACUGUAUAGAUAAGGCCAACUUAACACGGCCCCCUUCAGUGGCCAUCCUCCCUCUGGGCACCGGGAACGACCUCGCUCGCUGCCUACGCUGGGGAGGAGGUUACGAGGGCGGCAGCCUUCUGAAGUUCCUCCGGGACAUCGAGCAUAGCGCGGAGGUGGUGCUCGACCGCUGGAACAUCGACAUCGUCCCCGAUGACAAGGAGGAAAAAGGAGACCCCGUUCCCUACAGCAUCGUCAACAACUACUUCUCUAUUGGAGUGGAUGCCUCCAUCGCCCAUCGCUUUCAUCUGAUGCGGGAAAAGCACCCUGAGAAGUUCAACAGCAGAAUGAAGAACAAGCUCUGGUACUUUGAGUUCGGCACCACUGAGACCAUAUCGGCCACCUGCAAGAAACUCAACGAAUGCAUAGAAGUGGAGUGCGACGGUAUCAUCUUGGACCUCAGCAACACCUCCUUGGAGGGCAUAGCUGUGCUCAACAUUCCCAGCAUGCACGGCGGCUCCAACCUGUGGGGCGAGUCGAAGAAGAGGAGGAACUACAACCGCAUGAGCAAGAAAGUUCCCGACCGGAUGCCAGCCAGCACCGUCACGGACGCAAAAGAACUCAAAUUCUGCAUGCAAGACUUCAGUGACCAACUGCUGGAGGUGGUUGGUCUGGAGGGGGCGAUCGAGAUGGGACAGAUCUACACCGGACUGAAGAGUGCCGGACGCAGACUCGCUCAGUGUGCCAACGUCACCAUCAGGACGUCCCGGCGGCUGCCCAUGCAGAUUGAUGGCGAGCCCUGGAUACAGACCCCCUGCACGAUCAAGAUCACCCACAUGAACCAGGUCCCCAUUCUGCUGGGCCCUCCUCAGAAGACGCCGUUCUUCUUCUUCAAGAAACGCAACCACAGCCGCGACUAGGACACACACACACACACACACACACAAACACACA
Messenger RNA from Trematomus bernacchii (emerald rockcod), 3338 nucleotides. RefSeq names its product diacylglycerol kinase beta (gene dgkg). Gene Ontology annotation, molecular function: ATP-dependent diacylglycerol kinase activity; calcium ion binding. Gene Ontology annotation, cellular component: plasma membrane. Lineage: Eukaryota; Metazoa; Chordata; Actinopteri; Perciformes; Nototheniidae. The coding region runs from base 638 to 3304 and encodes 888 amino acids. The record is from RefSeq and is a predicted model, not a curated record. The transcript has 26 exons. Gene Ontology annotation, biological process: intracellular signal transduction; lipid phosphorylation; diacylglycerol metabolic process.